Messenger RNA from Dichomitus squalens LYAD-421 SS1, 261 nucleotides. RefSeq lists its product as uncharacterized. NCBI's taxonomy places the organism in Eukaryota, Fungi, Basidiomycota, Agaricomycetes, Polyporales, Polyporaceae. The coding region runs from base 1 to 261 and encodes 86 amino acids. Gene Ontology annotation, biological process: transmembrane transport. Gene Ontology annotation, cellular component: endoplasmic reticulum. The record is from RefSeq and is a predicted model, not a curated record. The transcript has 2 exons.
AUGGGGGCGAUAUCAACGUGGUGCUAUGUCGCGCUGCAGUACGACAUCGACGGGCGCGAGCUACCAGAUGGGAUCCCUACCGGAUAUGUGCCUCAGGGAACGACCGCACCGGCCUUGUGGCCACUGAACAUCUACCGCACGGAGACCUUCGAGUUGAACGUCGCCCUAUGCCCGCGUGCCGUCGCCUUUGCGUACAGAGCUAAGCCGGACGACGCUGCGAUUGUGCAACAGGACGAACAUUUGUACGCCGGCGAGCUGUGA